Toxotes jaculatrix (banded archerfish) is the source of this 1664-nucleotide messenger RNA. RefSeq names its product STAM-binding protein-like A. NCBI's taxonomy places the organism in Eukaryota, Metazoa, Chordata, Actinopteri, Toxotidae. The transcript has 11 exons. Gene Ontology annotation, cellular component: cleavage furrow; endosome. Gene Ontology annotation, biological process: protein K63-linked deubiquitination. Bases 270 to 1577 code for a protein of 435 amino acids. The record is from RefSeq and is a predicted model, not a curated record. Gene Ontology annotation, molecular function: K63-linked deubiquitinase activity; metal-dependent deubiquitinase activity; protein binding.
AAGUGUACAGACCUGUACGGACGUCGGAGUGAAACGAUCCGGCUCAGGACUUUAUUUUGAUCCGGUGUUGUUCCCCUUGUAUGUAGACCUCUAGGAGCCUCUGUUUACGGCUUGAUCGGAUCAUGUCAGUGGACUGGGGGUUUUCUAGAUGAGGUGAAAGUAACGCUGUGUCUCGGCAUGUGAGCUACGAAGGGCCCACAAGUUUGGCAUUUUGAAUGACAGUUAGCCGAAGCUUGGUUGGUUUUUAAGUUCCAGGUUGAGCUUCCACGAUGGCGGACCACACUGACGUCAGUCUGCUGCCGGAGGAGCGAGUCCGUGCGUUGACCAAGAAGGGAAGCACAGUGGAAGUUAAUGAUGAUGUGCCCCCGCGCCGCUACUUCCGCUCAGGCAUGGAGAUGAUCCGCAUGGCUAACGUCUACACAGAGGAGGGCAACAUUGAGCACGCCUUCCUCCUUUACAAUAAAUAUAUUACGCUCUUUAUAGAAAAACUUCCCAAGCAUCGGGAUUACAAGACUGCUAACAUUCCUGAAAAGAAGGACACAUUAAAGAAACUGAAGGAUGUCGCUUUUCCUCAGGCAGAGAUUCUGAAAAAAGCUCUUUUGAAGAGAUUUGAACAAGAGUAUGCACAGCAUCUUGUCAAAAAGAAAGCAGAGGAGGCGGCGUUGGCGCAGGAGCAGUCCAGGCAGCGAGCGCUGGAUGCCGAGCGGGAGCGUGUGGCCGAGAUGCAGCGGCGGCAGCGGGAGCAGGAGCAGUUCAGUGCCUUUGAGGAGAUGAUCCGCCGCCAGGAGCUGGAGAAGGAACGCCAGCGCGUGCUCCUUGAAUUCGCCACGCCCGCCAUACCUUCCCCUGACACGCCCCUCAUCCCAGGGAUCCAGGGCCCCCCGCUGAUCUCCCCCACACCGCCACAGAGCCCUGGGGACCUGUCCAGUGGCACCAUCCACCAGUACAAUCACCCACCCGGAACCAUCGGUACACCCACCACCGGCCCGCCCAGCUUCGACCGGUCGCUCAAGCCUGGCUCUCUGGUCAGCCCAGGGAACAACAAUACAAUGGUGGAUGCCCUUCGGCAGUUGGCUGUUCCCGCUGAGCUGUGCCGGAGCUUUCUGAGGCUGGCCGAGGCCAACACAAGCCGAGCUGUAGAAACUUGUGGCAUCCUGUGUGGCAAACUGACCAGAAAUGCGUUUACUGUGACCCACGUCAUCGUACCAAAGCAGUGUGGUGGACCAGACUAUUGUGACACAGAAAAUGAGGAGGAACUCUUUCUCAUACAGGACCAGUACGACCUCAUCACCCUGGGCUGGAUACAUACUCACCCCACACAGACAGCCUUCCUGUCUAGCGUCGACCUCCACACACACUGCUCCUAUCAGAUGAUGCUGCCGGAGGCUAUUGCCAUCGUCUGCUCGCCUAAGUUCAACGAAAUCGGCUACUUCAGGUUGACGGAUCGGGGAACAGAUGAGAUCUCCACGUGUAAACAGAAAGGCUUUCACCCUCACAGCAAAGAGCCCCCUCUAUUUACACACGCGGGACACGUCACCAUCACCAACGACACUGUGUCCAUGAUGGAUUUGCGGUGAUUUCUUCCUUUUUCACUACAACACUCAUAGACUGUUUUAUCAAACUGCAGACUGGAAAAAAAAAAAACACUCAUUUAAUUUUUAGGA